Molecule: messenger RNA, 1822 nt
Organism: Eleginops maclovinus (Patagonian blennie)
Lineage: Eukaryota; Metazoa; Chordata; Actinopteri; Perciformes; Eleginopidae
Product: importin subunit alpha-1-like
Exons: 11
Coding region: 79-1659 (526 amino acids)
Biological process (GO): NLS-bearing protein import into nucleus
Cellular component (GO): cytoplasm; nucleus
Molecular function (GO): nuclear import signal receptor activity; protein binding
Source: RefSeq, a predicted model, not a curated record
AAAAGAAAAAGAAACUACACCAUCUCUGUAAGGGAGUGCCUAAACGUUGCAAUCGACGAUCUUGUUUAACGGUCAGGAAUGUCAGCUGGCAACGACAACGGAGAUCGGCUCACCCAAUUCAAAAACAAAGGGAAAGAUGUGAAUGAGCUUAGGCGCAGGAGAGCAGAAGUCAACGUGGAGCUGCGCAAAGCGAAGAAGGAUGAUCAGAUCCUGAAGAGGAGAAACGUCCAGACCCUGCUGGACGAGCCCACCUCUCCUCUCCAUGAGACGGAUCCCAACGCACAGCCUCCUCAGCACUGGACUGUGGAGGAGAUAGUGGAUGGUAUCAACAGCCAAAAUCUAGAUCAUCAGCUGCAGGCCACGCAGGCAGCCAGGAGGCUCCUCUCAAGAGAAAAGCAUCCACCUAUUGACAACAUCAUUACUGCCGGCCUCAUCCCGAGGUUUGUUAGUUUUCUGGCAUUGUCUGAUUGCCCCCCCAUCCAAUUUGAGGCAGCCUGGGCCCUGACCAACAUCGCCUCCGGUACCUCAGACCAGACCACUGCUGUAGUGGAUGGAGGGGCCAUUCCUGCUUUCAUCAACCUGGUGGCAUCCCCCCACCCUCACAUCAGCGAGCAGGCCAUUUGGGCCCUGGGUAACAUUGCAGGUGAUGGAUCCAACUACAGAGACCUAGUGAUCAAACAUGGUGGUCUCAAUCCCCUCCUUGCCUUGCUGGCAAUUCCUGACUUGUCUGUGUUUCCUUCUGGCUACUUGCGCAAUGUCACCUGGACGCUGUCCAACCUGUGUCGCAACAAGAACCCAGCCCCGCCUUUGGCAGCGGUGCAGCAGCUGCUUCCAGGCCUGGUGCGCCUCCUUCACCACGACGACAGGGAGAUCCUCGCCGAUACCUGCUGGGCUGUGUCCUACCUUACUGACGGCUCCAAUGAGAGGAUAGAGGUGGUGGUGCAGGCCAGCCUGGUGCCCCGCCUGGUACAGUUGCUCGCCUGUGGAGAGCUCUCCGUUGUGACUCCAGCCCUGCGGUCCCUUGGCAACAUAGUGACUGGGACAGACGAGCAGACUCAGUGUGUGCUGAAUGCAGGUGCACUGGCCAUGUUCCCAGGCCUGCUGCGCCACAACAAGCCCAAUAUCCAGAAAGAGGCUGCCUGGACCUUGUCCAAUAUCACUGCAGGCAAGGAAACCCAGAUCCAGGAGGUUAUCAAUGCAGGCCUGAUGCCCAUGCUGGUGGAGAUCCUCCAACAGGGAGAUUACAAGACUCAGAAGGAGGCAGUGUGGGCAGUCACCAACUAUACCAGUGGUGGGACGAUGGAGCAGGCGGCCUACCUGGUCCAAUGCAAGGUCCUGGAGCCUCUGCUCAACCUGCUGACCGCUAAAGACAGCAAAAUUCUCUUGGUCAUCCUGGAUGCAAUCCAAAAUAUUUUACAGAUGGCAUACAAAGCUGGCGAGGUUGAAAAACUGUGCCUAAUGAUUGAGGAAUUGGGUGGUUUGGACAAGAUUGAGACACUGCAGACCCAUGACAAUGAAGCUGUGUACAAGUCAUCUCUCAACAUCAUAGACAAAUACUUCUCUGAAGAGAAUGAAGAGGAUGAUUCUGUGGUUCCUGAGGCUACUGCAGACUCCUAUACCUUCCAGAUCCCUGAGGACCAAAGCACUUUCAAGUUUUAAUAGAGCAGCUUUCCCUUUGUAACAUAAAAAAAAGAAAUUCAUACCAUGUUGAUAUUUUUGUAUUUUUUUUUUUUUUAGACAUUUCAUUCUUGUACGUGACAGUACAAACAAAAAUAUCCCUGAUUUGAGAAAAAAAUCUGUAAAUAAAUGUUCCUCGUGCAAA